AUGUCAACAACCAAGACCCAGCAGCUUUCCCAGACAGUCACAAAGCUCAUAUUUGGCACUAAUAGCUACAGAACCUGGGUCAAUAGACUGGAGCAACGCAUCUCCAACAUCAACCCUAAGUGCUGGUCGAUCCUCGCAGGCGAUAUUGAACAUCCAGCCGAGCCCGACUACAUCUCCUUCACCGCAGAGGAGGCCUACUUCGCCAUUGCAAUGACCGAAUAUCCGAUAGUAGGAUUUGCAACUGACCCUCAAACUAUCGCCAAGAGGGUGGAACAAUUCAUCUCCACAAAUCGUGACCACAACAAGCUCCUCCUCGCACAAUACCAAACCCGACUCGGAGAAUUCGAAGAGUUAAACCGCAAGGCGCGGAUGCUACUUGAAUCGAGCCUUGGGAGGGAUCAGAUUGCCAUGAUCUCGUGCAUCUUUGGUGCACGUUCUGCAUUCCUGGUACUGGAUAGCUACAAGACGGGUGGGUUCGGAUUGAAAUAA
Messenger RNA from Penicillium antarcticum, 489 nucleotides. RefSeq lists its product as uncharacterized. The record is from RefSeq and is a predicted model, not a curated record. The transcript has a single exon. Bases 1 to 489 code for a protein of 162 amino acids. NCBI's taxonomy places the organism in Eukaryota, Fungi, Ascomycota, Eurotiomycetes, Eurotiales, Aspergillaceae.